AUGGCGUCCAGCUGGCGGCUGCUGUACCACUACAUGCGCGACCACUCGCUCAUCCCCUCCGCUGAGGACGGCUCUAGCCGCUGGCAGUGCCCCUCCUUUGACCCCAAGCGGUGCGUGGCUGUGAAGAAUGCCAAGAAUUUGUUUCCAUGGCACAACCUCCUGUGCAGUGAGCUGAAGCAGCUAUACGUGGUGCUAACACGAGCGCGGCAGCGGCUGUGGAUAUACGAGGAGGACGAGGGGGCGAGGCGGCCGGCCAUGGACCUGUGGGGGGCCAUGGGCGUGGUGGCAGUGAAGGCACUCACGGCCGACCUUCUCACGUCCAUGCACACAGAAUCGUCGCCCGAGGGGUGGCAUAAAAGGGGCACUGAGCUAUUCAACGCAGCCCAGUUCGAGGCAGCAGUGCUCAGCUUCGAGCGAGCAGGCGACGAGCACAGUGCAGCGGUGGAACGGGCAGCGCUGCUGCAGCAGACAGCCAAGAGGCUACAGGGCACGGACCCCAAGAAGGCCAGCAAGACGUUUCAGGACGCCGCAGACGCGUUUCUGAAAGUGGACAAGCCGAGGGAUGCCGCCCGGUGCUUGAUCAGUGCGGGCAAGAUGAAGCAAGCAGGUGAGGAACGGUGGAGUGAGGUGGAUGAGAUAGGGGGAAGGGACGUGAAGGAAGAGGGCAGGGGCGAUGUGUAUCGGGACAGGUGUGUGCCACCCAUGUGGGUGAAAUCAGGGGAGUGCUACGAGCUGGCAGCGAUGGCAGAGGAAGCAGCACAGUGCUUUGCACAAGUGUGGGAGGUGGAGAGGGCGCUGCUUGUGUGUGCACAGAACCGGCUGUACACUCUCGGAGUGUCCCUGCUGCACGUGUGGCAGGGACAGGUUGAGGAGGGAAUGAGAGCAGUGAAAGUAAAGCAGAACCAGCAAGGCCAGCAGCUGCAGCAGCAGAAGCAGGAGGAGGAAGAGGAAGAGAAGUGGAAGCAGCGAGAAAGGCUCGUCAUUCGAAAGAACGCAGAGUUCCUGCAGCAGGCUGCUAUGUUCUACUAUCGCAAGAAGAACAUGAGCGAGGUAAUGAUGUUUGUGCAUCAGCUCCCCUCGCUGGCAAAGAAGCGGCCGUUCCUUGAGAGGCGAGACUUCUUCGGUGAGUUGCUCCAGAUUGAGAUAACUGAGGGGAAUUUCCAGCGGGCAGCUGAAAUGAUGCUCAAGAAAGGAGACAUGGUUGGGGCAGCAAGAAUGUUUCUCGGGCAGAAGGAAUGGGGGCGGGCGUUUGAGUGUGCGAUGGGUGCGGCUCGUGUCGUGAGCAUGUGGGCGAAUGGGAAUAAGGGAUGGCCAUUGAAUGUUCGGGAGCGGAAGCAAGAGAAGGUGGAGAAGCAAGAGGUGACAGCGGAGACCAGGAAAGACGAAUUGCUGCUGGGAUUGGGAAAGGAGGAUGAGGGAAAGAGGGUUAAAGUGAAAGCAGGAAACGGUGAAGCUGUUCCAAACGCAUGGGAGGCGAGGGCUGAUGCGGAUGAGAGUGAAACGGAAGUCCAGGGCAAGAUAGACGCUCCAGAGGGAGGGGGAAAGCAGCAGAAAGCGGAAACGCAGGAGAAAGCGGAAAAGCAGGAGGGCGUGGAGACGAAUGUAGGUGAAAAUAUAGAUGCGACUAUGGAUGCGCUGGAGACAGCUGUUGCCGUGUGGGUGUGGGAGAGGAAGGCCAGGGAGCAGGGAAAGGACGUGAAAGAUCUAGAAGAGGGGAGUUCAGUCGGAUUGGGGAUUCAAGGACUGGGUGGGGUGUCAGGGAGGGAGGGCGGGGAGGUGGAUGAGAGGGAGGGCUUGGAGGCUGUCACGCUGCUGUGGCUGCGGGAUUUCCACGCUCUGGCCGGUGCAACUGGGCGUGGGAGGCAGGUGGACUCGGGUGGGGAAGAGAUGGACAAAUGGUGGCAGCUGCUGAUUCGCUGCCGUGCGGAUGAGCUGCUUGGUAUGGUGGGUGCGAUGGGGAAAGGCGCUCUGGGAGGUGAGUCUGCAGGGCAAGCGGGGGUGGUACCCGAGGAAGGGGAGGAAGAGGAGGAGGAUUUGGGAUUGGGUGAAAGGAGUCUUGCUGCUGAAGUGCUGGUGAGCUGGAAGGGUCUCCAGUUGAGCAUCCAGCGAGCCAAAGCAUCUCUUUCUCAUCACGCCAGCACCUCCCUUCCUCGCUCAAGUGCCACACCCUCUGCCCCAAUACUCCCUUCUCCCGCCAAGCCUGCUGCUAACCAGCCCUCUCGGCCAUCGCCUGGAGCAGCAGCAGCAGCUGUGACUCUUCGGCCCGAAUGGCAGGCAGUAAACCAAGGAGCUCCACAGCAGUUGCAGCAGCAGGAGCAAGCGCAGAAACAGAAGCAGCAGGAGGAGUUGCCGUUUGAGGCGGAAUGGAGGGAGGUGAAGGUGUGGUGGGGGCGGUGGAGUGAGAGAGUUGCAGCCAUGGUAUCAGCACUGCAGAGACUGCAGAGGCGCAGAGAGCUACCCUCAGAUGCGCCCUGGCUAGAUGCCACCUUCCACCUGCUCGCUGUCUCCUCCCCUGCUUCCUCCUCCUCCUCCCACUCCGCCUCCCACGUUCUCGCCUCCUCCUCUGCCCAGUCCUUUCUGGUCGGCCUGUCAUCUGCUCAUUGGCUGAACCCUGUGCGAGCAGCAGUUAGCCACCUGCCGAAUCAGGGCACGCGGGGGGAGGUAGCAAGAGAGGCUGCAGCCAGGGCAGGUGCUAUCUACUGGGCGAGGCAGGCGAGUGAGAUGGUCAAGGAAUGUGCGGCUGUGAUGCAGCAAGCCAUGAGAUCUCUGGAGAAGGGUUUGCUCGGUAGGAGGGAGCGUGGUGCGGCAGGUGAUAAGAAGCGAGCCAGAGAGCUGCACUUGCAGCUUGAGCUUUGGGUGGAAAUCCACGCGUUGCUUCAGUUUGCAAUAGAUUUGUGUGGGGGCGGGAGGCAAGAGCAGAAUCUGCAGCAGGGAGAGGAACAGAGCAGUCAGGUGCAAGGGGCAGGCGGGGUGGGUGAGGAGGGGGGGAUAGCGCAAAUGGCAGGGGACGUGGAGAUAUGGAAAGAACAGCAGGAGAGAGCGACCUUGCGGCUGCUCUCGUUGCUCUUCCCUAAAUAUGUGGUGGAAGGGCAGAAGAAGCAGCGGCGGCUGGAGGAGGAGGAGCGGCAGAGGGAGGAGGAGCAACGGCAGAAGGAGGAGCAACGGCAGCAGCAGGAGGAGGAGGAGCGGCAGAGGGAGGAGGAGCAACGGCUGCAGCAGGAGGAGCAGCAGCAGGAGGGGAGGGAUGAGGAUGAGGAGGACGAGGAGGUGCAGCAGCAGCAGCAGCAGCAAGAACUCAUAGACCCGUUGGUUCCUCUAGGAUCGUUCGCCCAGCUGAUGCAGGUGCUGCCGUAUCUCGGGUCAUGGUGGAUCCGUAGGGAGUGCCAAGACUUGAUAGCGCUGAUGCCGCCCACGAGAAUGGAUGUGUGCGCUCAAAUGCUUCAGGGGGCGCAAUGGGAGCUUGAGGGCCAGUCUCUUGCACUCCAGGAGCCCUCUUUUCUCCCUGGAUCUGUGGCACUUGACAUGUGGGGCGUCGCCUUGAACCAUGUUUACAAGUGGUGCUACUGGGAUGUGAAUGGUUUCGUUUCCUUUCCAGUGUUCCUCAGCUUGGCAGAAAGAGCAGCAGUCCACACGUGUGCAGCCAUCACGAAUCUGGAGAAUCUCGUCAUUCCCACCUCCCUCGCUUCCCUCCACCUGGAAGGCCAGCACUACUCCAACCUAUGCACCCACAUGCUUAUGUGGUCUUCGAAUCGAAACCCUUCUACUCUCGCUGAGCUUCACACAAACGUUCUCUCGCCUCUCCUUGAUACCCUCAUCCGCUUCCUCGUGUUUGAGCCAGAGAACCUAAUCUGGUGGCUGAACAGGAGUGGUGUGGCUCCAGCGGAACGUGGCUCCCUCUUCCUCCGCCUCCUUGUUCUUGUUGCCGUCUCUGUCUGCAAUGUCGACUGUCACCACGGCCAUGAGUUCUUCUCCUACCUCGUAGACCACCUCCUGAUCCUCUUCUCCCCUCUCGACCGGCUCCCCAACCCGCUCAUCUCCACCCUUCCUCCAAAACUAUACUACGAUCUCAAGAACAUGUUCAGGAGGGAUAAACCCGCACCAGGUCCCAACUACUUUUACCAGAUGCUGACCCGUAACAUGCGCGCCAUGCAAGACCCUUUGGUGGUGCUUCGGCGGCAGGGGUCUUGGAGUAUUCCAGCCUAUGAAUGGAAGGCCAGCCUGCCGUACUUAGAUGUUGAGUUCACCCCGGAAGUUGCUGCUCAUGCUGCUGCUGCUGGACGUGUAAAUGGAGGGCAACAGUGCUUCUCAGUGUUUUCUCUUCAGAAUCUGACAGGGUACCGGGUUCCACUGCUGGGUGGUGACACUGAGAAUGCAGCCGAUGCCGCUGCGGCCGCUGCUGUUGAUGAGGAGGAGGAUGGCGGUGCUGGUGAUGGUACGGUUGGUGAGGAAGGAGCUGGUGCUGAAUCUGGUGCCGGAGCCGACUCAGACUCAACAACAGAGGCAGCGGUGGCACCUCAAAGCGGAGAGAGUCUAGAGCAGGGGGAUGAGUGGGGUGGUGAUGAGGAGGGGAAGGCAGGUACAGUUGGUGGUGCUGGGAAGCACGUGGGGAAGGAGUUGAAGAAUGCGCAGCUGCAGACCGACGAGCGGGAGGAGGUGGACGGUGUCAAGAUCGCGCUGAGGAUCACACAGCAGCUGCGCAGCUGCCUGCACCAGAAACCGCUCGUUCUUUCCUUCGCAACUGUCCUCCUUCAGGCUCGUGAGCGGCUGCAGGAGGAGUUGUCCCCGCUCCAGCAGUGCAGCAGGGAGGCACGGAGGGCGUUGACUCUCAAGCUUCAGUCCGUCAGUGCAAGCCAGCGCGCCUUUUACCUCAAGGAGUACGAGGAACAUGCGUGCCCUUUGAAGGUUGACGUGGACGCGUUUCUGGCCCUGAUUCACGAGGGUGUGAGGCAGCUGAAGCAGCUGCUGCAGCAGGGGGGCUCGGGCACAGGACAGGGCCAGCAGCAGCGGAAAGGGCAGGGGCGUGGGUGGUCAGAGGAGGAGGCGGAGAAGCAUGAGCAGCUGUUGGAAGAGGCUCUGGAUGCAGAAGAAUCACUUACGGCUGCAACCAGUGCCGUCCACCAUUCCCCCUCACCCUCUUCCGACAGGCACGCUGGUCAUGCGUCUGCCUCUGUGAGUUGGCUCCACAGCACAGCCAUUGGUCCCCUCUCCGACCUCCUCUCCCAGCACAAGGCUCUGGAGCACCGGCUCAAGCAGCUGCUGCACUCCACAGAGAAGGAAGGGGCAAGUGCACAGGGUGGUUCCAGAAAGGGGAGUGGGAGGGUGAAACAAGAGGGAAGCAGUGGGGUGCAGGAGCCUGGAGGAGGGAAAGGGAAGGGGAAGAAGGGAGCGGGCCGCAGUGGAGGGAAGGAUGGUGGCAAAGGAGGGAAGAAGCAACGAGGGGGCAGGUCAAGGAGGUGA
Molecule: messenger RNA, 5457 nt
Organism: Closterium sp. Naga37s-1
Lineage: Eukaryota; Viridiplantae; Streptophyta; Zygnematophyceae; Desmidiales; Closteriaceae
Source: the annotation of a GenBank genome assembly